Molecule: messenger RNA, 3574 nt
Organism: Corythoichthys intestinalis (scribbled pipefish)
Lineage: Eukaryota; Metazoa; Chordata; Actinopteri; Syngnathiformes; Syngnathidae
Gene: aoc1
Product: amine oxidase copper containing 1
Exons: 5
Coding region: 119-2344 (741 amino acids)
Biological process (GO): response to antibiotic; amine metabolic process
Cellular component (GO): plasma membrane
Molecular function (GO): copper ion binding; diamine oxidase activity; primary methylamine oxidase activity
Source: RefSeq, a predicted model, not a curated record
AGACGUUCUACGUCACCGUGACGUCAUCUGAACAAAAUCAUAAAAACCUCCAUACGCGCUUCACCUAAUUUCUGACCGGAAUUACUCGACCCGAGAUACGAAGUCGACACGGGCAAGAAUGAAGCUUCUCUAUUUGCUGUAUCUGCUCUGCCUGGCUGCUUGUGAUGCUUCCAGAGCCAGAGAUUGGGCUCAUCAUGGUGCUCCCAUGUUUGCAGACCUGACACCUCGUGAGAUGAAAGCCGUUCGGGCUUACCUACACGGAAUUACAGAAUUUGGACUCACUGAUGCCAGUAACGCAGCUCUCAAGAAAAAUAGCAUCCUGAUGAUGGAGCUACAAGUACCAAGAAAACAUGAAGCCUUGAGAGCGUUGGACCGCGGUCAGGCCAAACCCCCACGUCAGGCCCGUGUGGUCAUCCAGUUUGCAAACCAAACAAAGCCGAAUAUCACUGAGUUUAUAGUCGGACCUUUACCAUCUCCAAAGUCUCAUGAGGUGAAGAGGUUCAAAGGAGAUAGGCCUAUACCGUUUGAGUCUCGACCAAUGACUACAAUGGAGUACAGGCACCUCAAUCACAGCAUUGCUAAAAUCACAUCUAAAGCUCAUAAGCUGCUGUCUGAAACCACAGGAGGAUUUACAUUCACUAACUGCUCUGAUCGCUGUUUGUUUCUUAUCGACAUAGCCCCACGAGGGCUAGCGUCAGGUGAGAGGAGAAGCUGGAUAAUGUUGGUCAAGUUUGUAGAAGGAUAUUACAUCCAUCCAAUUGGAUUUGAGAUAUUGCUCAACCAUAAGGACUUGGAUCCAGAAAAAUGGGCUGUUGAGAAGGUGUGGUAUAACAGUAUGUUCUUUGAUAGUGUAGAGGAGUUAGUAGAAAAGUAUGAAUCCGGAGCUGUUCAGAAGGUCAGUCUACCCCGGCAUGAUGACAAUGAUCACUACUCCACUUACCUUCCACGAGGUCAAAGCAACACUCCCACUCAUAUCCACGGCGCAAAACUCGUCGAACCUCAAGGGCAUCGCUACCAUAUUGAUCACAACUUUGUUGAAUAUGCUGGAUGGUCGUUUGCCUAUAGAGUGCGCUCAUCAGCCGGACUUCAGGUCUUUGAUGUCCGUUUUAAUGGAGAAAGAAUUGCUUAUGAGAUCAGUCUGCAGGAAGCUAUUGCUUUCUAUGCCGGUGACACUCCUGCUGGCAUGCAAACCAAGUACAUUGAUGCUGGUUGGGGUAUGGGUACCUUAUCAUUUGAGCUAGCCCCUGGAAUCGACUGUCCAGAAAUUGCUACUUUUGUUGACCUUCACCAUUACUUUGACACCGACAAACCGGUGCGCUAUAGGAAUGCACUCUGUAUUUUCGAGAUGACCACAGCUUUGCCUUUGAGAAGACAUUUCAACGCAUUCAAGGGAAGUUAUAACUUCUAUGGAGGACUAGACAACACUGUGCUGGUUUUACGGACAACUUCAACUGUUUACAACUAUGAUUACAUCUGGGAUUUCGUCUUUUACCAAAAUGGGGUAAUGGAGGUAAAAGUCAGCGCCACAGGUUAUAUCCAUGCAACUUUCUUUACUCCGAAUGGACUUCAAUAUGGCCGUAAGGUGUACAAGUAUGUGCUGGGGAACCUGCAUACACAUCUUAUCAAUUACAAAGUUGACCUGGAUAUUGCCGGUCGAGAGAACAGCUUUCAGACUUUGGAUUUGAAAUAUGUAAACUUCACAAAUCCCUGGAGCCCGAAGAAUUUCAUCGUCCAAUCCAAACUGAACUGGACGGAACGCAAGACAGAGCGUUCCGCCGCCUUCCGCUAUGGCAAAAAGUUCCCCCGCUAUGUUCAUUUCUACAACCCUAAUGAGAAAAAUAAGUGGGGGCAUCAAAAGGGCUACCGUAUUCAGUUAAAUUCACAUGGCGACAGUGUCCUUCCAAGAGGUUGGCAAGAAGAAAACGGCAUCAGUUGGUCAAGAUAUCCUCUGGCUGUUACUCGUCAUAAAGACAGUGAGGCCACCAGCAGCAGUAUUUAUAACCAGAAUGACCCCUGGAAACCUGUUGUGUCAUUUGAAGACUACAUUCGCAAUGAUGAGGAUAUCGUCAACCAGGAUCUGGUUGCCUGGGUGACAGUGGGCUUCCUGCAUGUGCCUCACUCUGAAGACAUCCCCAACACGGCAACACCUGGGAACGCGGUGGGCUUCUUCCUCCGACCAUUCAACUUCUUUGAUGAAGACCCUUCGAUCGCAUCUAGAAGCACGGUCAUCGUCCGGCCCGACCCGGACGGAAAGCCCAAAGUCCAACGGUGGACACCAGAGGUUAUAGGUCAUUGUGUGACAGAUAAAAAAUUCUUUUACAAUGGCACUUAUGCAGGAGUGUAGAUGUUACCAUUGCGGUGGAAUAACUAUCCUUGUGAGAUUAGGCUAGAGACUGUCUUUGAACCGAAAGAUGAGUUUUUAAUUCAAAACACCAAAACUCCUGUACAUUUUCAAUAAGGAUCUUGGUAAAUUAAUAAAUUGAAGUACAUUUUGGGUAAAAUAUGCAUAUAAUUUGAGUGUUUUUGUACCUAUGUGUCCCUCCAUCCAUGAAAGGAAUUCCCAAAAUUCAUAGACGUUGAACCACAAUUGUGUGGGUUUUCCUUAUAUUGUACACUUUUUCACUUAGUUGCAUUUUAUCCAUAAACCUCUCUUUUCACCUUGCGCUACAUGUGGAAAAGGAUAUGGGCUGACUGUUGCUGCCACUCCAAUGAAGCAUUUCCAUGGCUGAGGCUUAGCGGUGGCAGGCAUUCAGGAUGCAGGAUGUAGCAUAUCAGCACAGCCAGUGGUAAAACCCCUGGCUCACAGCAUGGCCUACUUGCCCUCUUGGCAGGGAUGUUUUUUACUCGAAAGGCAACAAGGCUCUGAGUGCAAACAGACCGAUACCGGAUCCUUUGCGCAAACAAUCCAGGAUACCACUUGCUUCCAUGGUAACCAAACUAUACAGUUUGUAAUGUUGCAAAAUAUACACGUUCCUGACAUAAUAAUAUUAAUUCAAGCAGGAGAUGGUGAAAUAAAUAUAAUUAUUGUAAUCAUUUCAUUAUUUUUUUUUUGUAUUCAUUAAAAAGUAAAAACAUAAAUCACACUCUAAGAACUCGGUUUGUAUGUGUUUAAGUAAAUAGCAACUGACGCGAGUAAAGGGAAUUGCCCAAAUCUGAAACAGUUUUUAUUUGUGUGUCAGUGUUUUACAAUGUGCAUGUAAAAGUGCAGUGUAUGAAAGCUAUGCCAAUUUACUGAAUGAAUGGCUGAAGGAAAGUGGAUAUAAACUACAAUAACAAGCAUUCCAGUUGUAAUCGCCAUGGAGUUGACGGCCAUGACGUCACAACGGACAAGCUUGUAAGAAUAUAGAACAUUGUAAUUCAUUUUAAAAUGGUAUUCGUAAUCAUAAAUCACAGGAGUGGGGUCUAAAUUUAGUCAUGCAACAAUGUUUUUUCAAAUCAUUUGUCAGUCCUCUUUGCCCUCUUAAAGCAGAAAUCUGUUUUGUUGACCUUAUUAAAAUGUUGAUGAUGAAUAUGGAUUUUGUUUGUAUUCUACGUUAUUCUGGGUUCACCACAACUGUUUGAACAAGUAGGGCAC